Molecule: messenger RNA, 2081 nt
Organism: Terrapene triunguis (Three-toed box turtle)
Lineage: Eukaryota; Metazoa; Chordata; Testudines; Emydidae
Gene: SKIC2
Product: Ski2 like RNA helicase
Exons: 17
Biological process (GO): nuclear-transcribed mRNA catabolic process, 3'-5' exonucleolytic nonsense-mediated decay
Cellular component (GO): Ski complex
Molecular function (GO): nucleic acid binding; RNA helicase activity; ATP binding
Source: RefSeq, a predicted model, not a curated record
UUCCGCCCCGCAGGGAGAUGAGCUGGCGGAGGGGGAAGCACUUCCGGGGCAGGGGGCGGCCCGCAGGGGACAUGGAGAGAAUGAAGCUGCCCCCCCGGGGGCCCAUGGAGCUGCCCCUCUCCAUGCUGCAAGUGGGCUGCGCCGGACGCUUCGAACUCAUCACCCGCCCGGAGGGGCCCGACGGGGACACGUUCCCCCUCUCCACGCUGCCCCACGGCCUGCCCCCCUACGCCAUGGACCUGGCCUCGGAGCUGGAGCGGCGCUUCCUGGCCAGCCCCGAAUGGCUGCCCCUCCACCGCUUCGACAGGGCCCCCAGGGUCUGGCCGCGGGAGAAGGACAUCUGGUCGCUGUUGGAGACUGACCCCACCCCUGUGCACUCCACGCUGCAGACGGAGCGGGACCCCACCACAGGGCAGAUCCUGGCCUUCAGAGAGGCGCCAUUGGACAACAUGGGGCUGUCGGCCAAGAACUCGCUCUCCUUCCAGCGGGCGCCGGGGCCCCCUGCCCAGGCCCUGCGGGGCAGCAGCACCAACUACCCCUUCUGGCCAGGCGGGAUGGACGAGCCCAGCAUGGAGCAGAUCAGUGCCAAAGAUCACCUGGAGGAGGACAUCGACUUCGAGAGAGACUUGCUGACGGUGCCGCCGGGCUGGAAGAAGGGGGUGGAGUUCAAGCCGCAAGCGGCGACGCUCCAGGCUUCCCCGGGGCUGCUGCCCCUGUCCGGCCUGCUGGGGGCGCUGGACUCCUUCGAGCUGGGCGGCUCCAGUGACGAGGAGGAGGAGGAGAAGAGGAAGACGAAGGCCAAGGGGCCAGGGGGGAAGGAGGGAGAGACGCCCCCAGCCCCCACCCCCGCCAUGCAGAGGGCAGACAGCCUAGAGGAGCUGGUGCUGAAGGAGGUGACCCCCGGGUCCCCGCCGCCCGUCCAGGCCGUGCCCCCCCAGCCCCCCAAGGAGCAAUGGGCAAUUCCCGUCGACAUCUCUUCGCCUGUGGACGACUUCUACAAACGCAUCCCCGACCCAGCCUUCCGGUGGCCGUUCGAGCCAGACGUGUUCCAGAAACAGGCCAUCCUGCACCUGGAGAAGCACGACUCGGUCUUCGUGGCCGCACACACCUCGGCGGGGAAGACGGUGGUGGCCGAAUACGCCAUCGCCCUGGCCCAGAAGCACAUGACCAGGACCAUCUACACCUCCCCCAUCAAGGCUCUGUCCAACCAGAAGUUCCGAGAUUUCAAGAACACCUUUGGGGACGUGGGGCUGCUGACGGGGGAUGUCCAGCUGCACCCCGACGCCUCCUGCCUCAUCAUGACCACCGAGAUCCUGCGGUCCAUGCUGUAUAACGGCUCAGACGUGAUCCGGGAUCUGGAGUGGGUGAUCUUUGACGAGGUUCAUUACAUCAACGAUGCAGAGCGCGGCGUGGUGUGGGAGGAGGUGCUGAUCAUGCUGCCGGAGCACGUGAACAUCAUCCUGCUGAGCGCCACCGUCCCCAACACGCUGGAGUUCGCCGACUGGAUCGGGCGGAUCAAGCGGAAGCGGAUCUACGUGAUCAGCACCCUGCGGCGCCCGGUGCCCCUCGAGCACCAUCUCUACACGGGCAACAGCCACAAAACCCAGCACGAACUCUUCCUGCUCCUUGACGCCCGCGGCACCUUCCUCACCAAGGGGUACUACGCGGCGGUGGAGGCGAAGAAGGAGCGCUCCAGCAAACACGCCCAGACCUUCGGGGCCAAGCAGCCCACGCACACGGGCACCGGGCCGGGCCAGGAGAAGGGCGUGUGGCUCUCGCUGAUGGACGCGCUGCGGAAGCGGGACCAGCUGCCCGUGGUGGCCUUCACCUUCUCCCGCGCCCGCUGCGACGACAACGCGUCCGCGCUCACCACCCUCGACCUGACCACGAGCGCCGAGAAGAGCCAGAUCCACCUCUUCUUCCAGAAGUGCCUGUCCCGCCUCAAGGGCUCCGACCGCCAGCUGCCCCAGGUGCUGCACAUGGUGGAGCUGCUGAAGCGGGGCAUCGGAGUGCACCACAGCGGGAUCCUGCCCAUCCUCAAGGAGGUCGUGGAGAUGCUCUUCAGCAAAGGGCUGGUCAAG